Manihot esculenta (cassava) is the source of this 949-nucleotide messenger RNA. RefSeq names its product protein N-terminal glutamine amidohydrolase. The record is from RefSeq and is a predicted model, not a curated record. NCBI's taxonomy places the organism in Eukaryota, Viridiplantae, Streptophyta, Magnoliopsida, Malpighiales, Euphorbiaceae. Gene Ontology annotation, molecular function: protein-N-terminal asparagine amidohydrolase activity; protein-N-terminal glutamine amidohydrolase activity. Bases 85 to 756 code for a protein of 223 amino acids. The transcript is spliced from 6 exons. Gene Ontology annotation, cellular component: nucleus; cytosol.
UUCCUAUACUGAGUUUUGAAACGAACUGAUGCUAAAUUGAUGGCAGAAACGAAGCUGACAAGUGAAACAGCAUAGAGAAGGAAAAUGACGACUACAAACUUGGAAGUACGAGUAAACGCAGUGAACGUUUCUCAAUUCGAUCAUACACCGUUCUACUGUGAGGAGAAUGUAUACUUUCUUUGCAAGAAAUUGUGCCAGAUUGGAACAGCAGAUGCUGAGGGUUCUGAUCUCUUUGUUGCUUUCAUUUCCAACGAAAAGAAACAGAUUCCUCUGUGGCAUCAGAAGGCCAGUAAGAGAGCAGAUGGGAUUGUACUUUGGGAUUAUCAUGUCAUUUGCAUUCAGAGAAAAGGGGAUGGUGACUCUCCUUGUUUAGUGUGGGAUUUAGAUUCAAGUCUUCCCUUUCCUUCUCCUUUGGCUGUUUAUGUUUCUGAAACUAUCCGCCCAUCGUUUCAGCUCUUUUCUGAUUACCAGAGGUUCUUUAGGAUUGUGCAUGCUCCAUUAUUCCUCCGUUACUUUGCAUCUGAUAGAAGACACAUGAAAGAUUCUACUGGGAACUGGAUUGCUCAGCCUCCUGCUUAUGAACCGAUAGUAGCUGAAGAUGGGACUGUGCACAACUUGAAUGAAUACAUGGAGAUCUAUGCAUCUAAUGAGUUGACAGAUAUGGGCGCUGAUUCUGUCAAUUUAGUUUUUAACCAAAAACAUGGUGUGGUGAUAAGUGAAAGUCGGGUGGAGGAACUCUUCUCCCUAAUCUCUUGAUUCGCCUGAUUGCCAUUGCUUCAAAUUUUGUUAGAGAAUUGAGAUUUAUUCGAACACAUUGUAUAGAGUUGAUGUUUUCUCUGAGUUUCUGUGUUUGGCAGAAAUAUGAAUAGUAACUACGUUUCUCAUGGUUGUGGUAUUGAACUAAUGAGAAAUUUCGAAAUAAUAAUGAGAUGGGUUUGGUUUUAAAGCA